AUGGAGGAGGAGAGGACGAGGAGGGAGGACAGUGUGCGCCUCAUGCAGGAGGCUCUGCGCACAUUUCACCAGCAGAACCCGAGUGUGGACCACCAGAGGAUUCUGGAUCUGACGUUGGUGGAACUGGCCAAGGAACUGAAGGACGGCGCUCUGUCCCCGGAGACGGCUCUCUAUGUCUAUGUGGAGAAGGCUCUUGAAGUACAUAAUGAUCUGAACUGUGUGACUGUCUUCAUGUCUGACUGUGAAACUCAGAUCAAGAAACUGCAAGAGAACGAGGAGAGGGGCCCUCUGUACGGGGUCCCCAUGUCGAUAAAGGAGCACGUCAGCUACCAGGGUCACCCCUCCACAUGUGGCCUGGCUCAGUAUCUGGAUGUUCUGGAGGAGGAGGACAGCGUCAUCGUCAAAGUCUUGAAGAAACAAGGAGCCAUUGUGUUCGCCAAGACCAACGUGGCGCAGAGCCUGAUCUGCAUUGAGACCAGUAACCCCACCUAUGGGAUGACCCUGAACCCCCACAACAAGGCCAAGGCCUGUGCGGGCUCCACAGGAGGGGAAGGGGCCCUGAUUGGAGGAGGAGGCUCCAUUCUAGGAAUUGGAACAGAUAUUGGUGGCAGUAUCCGAUUGCCUUCCAGCUUCUGUGGAAUUGCUGGGUUCAAGCCGUCACCAACCAGACUGAGGUGUUGGGGUCACAUUUCCUGGGUUUCCCACAUUUCAGUGUCUACAUGCAUCGGUCCGAUGGCACAAGAUGUGGACGGUCUGGUUCUGGCUAUGAGAGCUCUGCUGUGUGAUGAGAUGUUCCGCCUGGACCCCAAUGUUCCCCCCAUCUACUUCAAUGAGGAGAUCUAUAAAUCCACAAAGCGCCUGACCAUUGGAUUCUAUGACACCGAUGGAUAUUUCCUCCCUCAUCCGAGUGCGAGGCGAGCAAUCCAAGAAACCAAAGCCCUCCUGGAAGAGGCGGGACACAAGGUGGGGCCCCGAGAACGGCUCCUAGGGGGGGGAGGGGGUGGGGGGGGAGUGGGGGGUGGAGGAGGGGGGGGGGGGGGGGGGGGGGGGGGGGUGAGGGGGGGGGGGGGGGACAGGGGUGGGGGGGGGGGGGGGGGGGGGGGGGGGGGGGGGAGGGGGGGGGGGGGGGGGGGGGGGGGGGGGGGGGGGGGGGGGGGGGGGGGGGGGGGGGGGGGGGGGGGGGGGGGGGGGAGGGGGGGGGGGGGGGGGGGGGGGGGGGGGGGGGGGGGGGGGGGGGGGGGGGGGGGGGGGGGGGGGGGGGGGGGGGGGGGGGGGGGGGGGGGGGGGGGGGGGGGGGGGGGGGGGGGGGGGUGGGGGGGGGGGGGGGGGGGGGGGGGGGGGGGGGGGGGGGGGGGGGGGAGGGGGGGGGGGGGGGGGGGGGGGGGGGGGGGGGGGGGGGGGGGGGGGUGGGGGGGGGGGGGGGGGGGGGGGGGGGGGGGGGGGGGGGGGGGGGGGGGGGGGGGGGGGGGGGGGGGGGGGGGGGGGGGGGGGGGGGGGGGGGGGGGGGGGGGGGGGGGGGGGGGGGGGGGGGGGGGGGGGGGGGGGGGGGGGGUGUGGGGGGGGGGGGGGGGGGGGGGGGGGGGGGGGGGGGGGUUGGGGGGGGGGGGGGGGGGGGGGGGGGGGGGGGGGGGGGGGGGGGGGGGGGGGGGGGGGGGGGGGGGGGGGGGGGGGGGGGGGGGGGGGGGGGGGGGGGGGGGGGGAGGGGGGGGGGGGGGGGGGGGGGGGGGGGGGGGGGGGGGGGGGGGGGGGGGGGGGGGGGGGGGGGGGGGGGGGGGGGGGGGGGGGGGGGGGGGGGGGGGGGGGGGGGGGGGGGGGGGGGGGGGGGGGGGGGGGGGGGGGGGGGGGGGGGGGGGGGGGGGGGGGGGGGGGGGGGGGGGGGGGGGGGGGGGGGGGGGGGGGGGGGGGGGGGGGGGGGGGGGGGGGGGGGGGGGGGGGGGGGGGGGGGGGGGGGGGGGGGGGGGGGGGGGGGGGGGGGGGGGGGGGGGGGGGGGGGGGGGGGGGGGGGGGGGGGGGGGGGGGGGGGGGGGGAGGGGGGGGAGCUCUGCAUUCGCGGAUUCUUCGCUGACGGGGGCAAGACUCUGGCAGAGAAAUUGUGAGUUGAUGGGUGUGUCAGUGUUAUAUACUGUAUAUAGGGGUGUCAGUGUAUAUAGUUAUAGGGGGGUGUCAGUGUAUAUAGGGGUGUCAGUGUGUAUAUAG
This is a messenger RNA of Staurois parvus, 2196 nucleotides long. The record is from the annotation of a GenBank genome assembly. NCBI's taxonomy places the organism in Eukaryota, Metazoa, Chordata, Amphibia, Anura, Ranidae.